AAAGGUGGUUGGAAGAGCAGUGAAUGCAGUUGGCCAAUGACUCACUUGAUAUGCCUUCACAUGUGAAUCCACGUAGUCAUCUCAUCAAAAUCUUUUCCACACCCUUCUUUUAUUCAAUUCUUUUCAUUGUCAACCUAUGUAAGUGUGUGUGUGCCAUCCAUCUCAACUCCCAAUAACACUCCCAUCAUUUCCAUGCUCAUUCCUCCCUUUGCUUCCAAUCAUAUCUUUCCUUCUCUUUCUUAGGAUAUAAAGGAGACCUCAUCAAGAAGCAGCUAAGAAGAAAUUAAUCAAACAUGGACAAAGGUUAUGGAGUGUGUGACACUGGCCUUGCUCUUGGGUUAGGUUACAAGAGAAAGAGUACAAGUCUAAACCAAUCUUUUAUUUCUGGUAUGAGCUCUCUUGAGCCUAUGCUCACCUUAGGCCUCUCCGGUGACCCCUAUGGAUCUCCGACGAUGAGUAAGGUGUUCAAAGAGUCAACACAAAGCCCUGUCUCAUCGUUCUCCAACGCAAACCCAAGAAGUAUUAAGAGCGAGGAGAUCAUCGGAGAAGAGACCGGCACGGAGAAAGUCUCGCCACGGGGAAGCGAUGACGAUGAAGAAGUUUGUGCUAAGAAGAAGCUUAGGCUUACCAAGGAUCAAUCUGCCCUUUUGGAAGAAAGGUUCAAAGAACAUACUACCCUUAAUCCGAAACAAAAGCAAGCCUUGGCAAAACAAUUGAAUCUUAGGCCAAGACAAGUUGAAGUAUGGUUUCAAAACAGGAGAGCAAGAACAAAGCUCAAGCAAACAGAGCUUGAUUGUGAGUUGCUCAAAAGGCGAUGCGAGACGCUGAACGAUGAGAACCAAAGGCUACAAAGAGAAGUACAAGAGCUCAAGGCACUCAAACUCAAGUCUCCUUUGUUCAUGCAGUUUUUGAAGACUUCACCGAUGAUUUGCCCGGCAUGCGAGAGGAUCACCGGAGGUGAUUCCCCUAAGGGUGGUCCUUUGAUGGUUGCACCACCAAAGCAUCUCUUCUUCAAUCCAUUCACUACUCAUUCAGCUGCAUGUUAAGGAAGAUGAAGAUCAUUACAACACCCACACCAUCUUCCUUGUUUUUUUUUUUCUCUCUAGGGCUUGGAAGUCACACAUCAUGAUGUGCCCACUUUUUACUAGGAAAUUAGCCCU
Messenger RNA from Dioscorea cayenensis subsp. rotundata (Guinea yam), 1160 nucleotides. RefSeq names its product homeobox-leucine zipper protein HAT22-like. NCBI's taxonomy places the organism in Eukaryota, Viridiplantae, Streptophyta, Magnoliopsida, Dioscoreales, Dioscoreaceae. The record is from RefSeq and is a predicted model, not a curated record. Gene Ontology annotation, biological process: regulation of DNA-templated transcription. Gene Ontology annotation, molecular function: DNA-binding transcription factor activity, RNA polymerase II-specific; sequence-specific DNA binding. Bases 294 to 1046 code for a protein of 250 amino acids. The transcript is spliced from 3 exons.